Messenger RNA from Lottia gigantea (owl limpet), 360 nucleotides. RefSeq lists its product as hypothetical. The transcript has a single exon. The record is from RefSeq and is a predicted model, not a curated record. The annotation marks the transcript as partial. Lineage: Eukaryota; Metazoa; Mollusca; Gastropoda; Lottiidae.
CUUAGGUUAGAGUUUGAGUCUCUAUCGGAGGCUAGGCUAGAGUUGAAGUCUCUAUCGGAGACUAGGUUAGAGUUGGAGUAUCUAUCGGAGGCUAGGUUAGAGUUGGAGUUUCUAUCCGAGGUUAGGUUAGAGUCUCUAUCGGGGGCUAGGUUAGAGUUGGAGUCUCACUCGGUGGCUAGGUUAGAGUUGGAGUCUCUAUCGGUGGCUAGGUUAGAGUUUGAGUCUCUAUCGGAGGCUAGGAUAGAGUUGGAGUCUCUAUCGGUGGCUAGGUUAGAGUUGGAGUCUCUAUCGGUGGCUAGGUUAGAGUUUGAGUCUCUAUCGGAGACUAGGAUAGAGUUGGGAGUCUCUAUCGGAGACUAG